AUGUAUUAUAUCCAGAUGAGCUUUAUAGCCGGGACGUCUACCAUUAAGGACCGAGUACUAUACCCGUCCAUGUAUAGUACGGUAUUUAUACAAGACGACCUCAAUCCACUCCGUAUAGGGAUGAUGAAGUACUUUGGUUGGACCCAGGUAUCUACCAUCCUCUUUGACAAGGACUACUUUGGAUCACAAAUAGAUGAGUUCCACUCACUGCUACAAACAGAGAACUUCACCCUGCUAGCCUCUAGUGUUAUUGUUGACCUUGGCAGAACCAGUGAACAUAUUCUACGGUUAAAGCAAUAUAAUUCCAGAGUUAUAUUCGGAGCGUUCAGGUCAUCACAAGCACCGGCCAUAUUCUGUGAGGUGUACAAACAGGGCAUGUAUGGACAUAAAUACGUGUGGAUACUGUCAGGUACUUCGAUGUAUACGUCCUGGACAGAUUCGCGUCUGGACGGUGCCGGCACAGGAUGUACGAGAGAGCAGAUUCUGGAGGCAGCGCAAGGCUAUAUCACACUAGACAAUGAGUAUAUUGGAGAGAGUGACCAGCAAACAAUCAGUGGCAGGAGUGUCGCCGAAUAUGACAUAUUCAUCCGAAGUUAUAUGGCCCAAUUUCCUGAUUACAAGUUAACCAGGAAGCACACAUUUGGAUACGACACCGCCUGGGCGCUCGCGCUGGCCUUGAACGCCUCUAUUGCAUGUCUUAAUGGAUCUUCGCUGACUGCCUUUAACUACAAUAAUAGCGAUAUAUUGAACAUCAUUCAGGACAAAAUGGACCAAGUGCGUUUUGAAGGCGUAUCAGGACCUGUUUCUUUCAACAAUGGCCGACGUAUCGGAUUAUCCUACAUCCAGUCUAACAAAAAUUUUGUGAGGACUUCAGUGGCGAAGUUUGAUCCAGAGAAGGACGUCUUAAACUGGACUAUCUACCCAAGUAUGCUGUUCCAAGGAGGAAAAAUUCCUAAGGACGUUUUUACCUACGUGACGAAAUAUUUCACUGUCCCCCUCAGCGCUGUGGUCUCAAUAAUCAUCAUAGACGUCAUUGGAUUUGUAAUGGCGUUUGGUUUUCUAACAUUCAACAUAUAUUUCAGAGAAAAUCGAAACAUAAAGAUGUCCAGCCCUCGAAUAAACAACGUGAUAAUCAUUGGCGCUAUCAUCAUGUAUACAUCAGUGUGUAUCUCUACCUACAGUGCCUACAGCAUACCCAAUGUCGGCAAAGCCACGUGUAUGAUUAAUACCUGGGUGUACUCCUUAGGGUUCACGACCGUUUUUGGGGCUUUAUUCUCCAAGACCUGGCGAGUUCAUGUGCUCUUCAAGCAGACGUCGCUCGCACGAAAGGUCAUCAAAGACAGUCAGCUGUUCGGCCAGGUGGGGAUUCUUCUGCUCUUUGACGUCAUCCUGCUAACGGCCUGGUCAGUCUUUCAUCCACUGGAGAUGCAGCAGAUUAAAAUCAAUCGAGAGGCCUCUGAUGAUGAUGUCGUCCUAAUGGAGGUAUUUGUUCAAUGUAACCAUCGUUACUUUGUAUACUGGGCGGCUGCUGAGUACGCGUACAAGGGGCUCCUCUUAGCUUUUGGUACGUUUCUUGCCUGGGAAACACGGAACAUCCAUGUGCCUAUUCUCAACGACUCCGUAUACAUUGGGUUUUGCGUGUACAACAUUGUGGUAGUGUGUGCUAUCGGUGUGCCCACACAUCACAUCCUCAUGUUGGAGCAGUCCCUCCUCAAAUACAUUCUUCAAAAUAGCCUCACCAUCUUCUGCACCUCUCUAGUUCUCUGUAUCCUCUUUAUACCAAAGGCAAGUAUGGUGCCUUGUUCAAGGUAUUGUUAA
Messenger RNA from Mizuhopecten yessoensis (Yesso scallop), 1818 nucleotides. RefSeq names its product gamma-aminobutyric acid type B receptor subunit 2-like. Gene Ontology annotation, molecular function: G protein-coupled GABA receptor activity. The coding region runs from base 1 to 1818 and encodes 605 amino acids. The transcript is spliced from 12 exons. Gene Ontology annotation, biological process: gamma-aminobutyric acid signaling pathway; G protein-coupled receptor signaling pathway. Gene Ontology annotation, cellular component: G protein-coupled receptor heterodimeric complex; membrane. NCBI's taxonomy places the organism in Eukaryota, Metazoa, Mollusca, Bivalvia, Pectinida, Pectinidae. The record is from RefSeq and is a predicted model, not a curated record.